Molecule: messenger RNA, 1546 nt
Organism: Metopolophium dirhodum (rose-grain aphid)
Lineage: Eukaryota; Metazoa; Arthropoda; Insecta; Hemiptera; Aphididae
Exons: 2
Coding region: 131-778 (215 amino acids)
Source: RefSeq, a predicted model, not a curated record
UUCGGGUCGUCGAGUGAUCGUGGUAAUUCACAGCAGGAGAUCAUUUAUGAAUAAUAAUAUUUGAUUCGCAACACAAUAAAUUAUAUUUUAUCGGCUUAUAAUAAAUCGCAGGGUAAGGACGACGAUCGCGAUGAUGGAGCGCACCGUCCGCGCGUCUCGUCCGGUUCUGUACGCGACGAUGGCGAUCUGGUCGGCCGCGUUGCUGGUGAUGGCCGAGGGGGCGGCGGAACUUGCGGAAAAUGUCACUUCCGGACUCGAUGAAAACGCCACUUCCGAACUCAGGGAAAACGCCACUGCCCCGGCCGUCUGGAUGGGUCCAGCGGUGGAAGGAAACCCUCACAGGGGUCCCAGACAAGCGGAACAACGCGAUCAAAGGUGCGCUCUGCCGUCGUUCGUCGGCGGCGGCACGAGCAGCGGCGAAACAGCAGAUACCGUGCUGGAGUCGACCCGGACCGUUGAUCGGUACCUAGUGAAACCCGCGACGUACUACGAAAACCGUGUGAUGUACCGAGAGAAACCGGCGGUGGCGAACGUGCUGAUGCGCCGGCGGAGGCCCGUCCCGGUGCAGAGGAUAGGCCUGUUGCCGUAUUACGUUCAACGCAUGGACUUUGCAGACCGCGGACGCCGGCCGCUUGACGGCGAGGCUGCAGUGUCGAUGACGGCCGACGACGUUCGCCGAUUGCUACAACGCGUGUAUUCCGAAGGUGUGAUCGCGGGCGGCGAGGGGGCUGCAGCGGGCCCGAACUUCGAUUCAAAGGUUUUGCCGCUCAAAGGUUGAAAAAACGGCACGCAGUAUUAUAUUAACACAUGAUUCUGGAAGGCAAAUACUCUCGAUACUUACUGCAGAAGAACCUUUAUGUUGCUGCUGGUAUAACUACAUGAAUUAUUUAAUAUUUUCAUAUUUUAAUUUAAUGAAAAUAUUUUUAAUAAUUAUUCAAAUUAUAUUUAUAAUUUAUUUAUUUUGUUAUUAGUUAGCUAUAUUACAAUAUUUAAAAAAAAUAUUAUAUCAAACGUAGUAAAUUAUUUUUAAAUUCGAUUAAAUACUUAAGGAUAAAAAAUCUGUUGAUUAAACAACUCUUUGUUUAUUAAAUAGAAAAUAUUAUCUUUAAGAUAUUAUUAGCAUUAAAAACAUAUUGUUUUUGAAUGCUGAACUCAUGAAUUUACUGUUCCUCAUAUAAUAUAAUAUACAACCCAUUUCUUUUUCUAUCUUAUUGUGUAUUUAUGAAAGGUAUGCAUAAACACAACCAUGACAUUGGCAAUGUGUGCAAAAUGCAGUCCCGUAUUACUGUUUAUUUCACUUUCUAAGUGCAACAAUAUUCAGCACAAAAUUUGACCUAUUAAAAAAACGUACAAUAUAAAUAAAUAUUGCCUUAUUUACCAUAUUUCCUUUUUUUUUUAACGUGUUCAUAAUGCCACCGCGUCAGACAGUCUAGACACAUAUGUUUAAUACAUUUCAAUUAUAAUUUGCAAGGAUAAAAUAUGAACAAAUACGAAUUAUUUAAAGUAAAUAAUUAUAAUACCUUUAAAGGUACACCUAACAAACUUA